This is a messenger RNA of Homalodisca vitripennis (glassy-winged sharpshooter), 1091 nucleotides long. Its product is annotated as rhodanese domain-containing protein CG4456-like. Lineage: Eukaryota; Metazoa; Arthropoda; Insecta; Hemiptera; Cicadellidae. The record is from RefSeq and is a predicted model, not a curated record. Gene Ontology annotation, molecular function: thiosulfate-cyanide sulfurtransferase activity. The transcript has 4 exons. Bases 169 to 537 code for a protein of 122 amino acids. Gene Ontology annotation, cellular component: mitochondrion.
UUUGUUUUGUUUUUCAAGUUCGGUACGAAAACAAACUUUAGGCAAUUUAUAACCAUUUUCAGUUGGUUAAGGUUAGUGAAAAUUUGCAAUUAUGAAUAUUAUGUAUAAUCGAGUUAGUCAUUGGAUGUCCGGACUUCUAAAGACACAUCCCGAAAUUUAAGUACAAACAUGAGUAGUGUGAAUGAAGAGUUUCGCCAUUUGGACUUUGAUCAGCUAAAUGAGGCUAGAAAGAAAAAGGAUACUAUUCUGAUUGAUGUGAGAGAGAAUGAAGAGUUGGCUGAAACUGGUACCAUCCCUGGAGCUCAUCAUAUUCCAGUGGGUGAAAUGGCCAAAGCACUAGCAACCCCAGAUGAGGAAUUUAAGAAAAUGUACAAAUUUUCCAAGCCUGCACAAGACUCGAAUGUGAUAUUCUCUUGUAGAUCAGGAAAGCGGAGUCUAGCUGCUUUAGAAGUGGCUCUGGCAAAUGGAUAUUCAAAUGCGAGGCAUUACAAAGGGGGUUUCCUUGACUGGGAGAAAAAUACAUCUGGAACCAACUAAUCGUAAUUUAUUUAAAGGUAAUGUGGGAUAUAACGGAAAAGCAAGCAUUCAAAAAGGUUGAAAAUUUUAUCAUUAUCAUUUUAUUAUUUUUAGUGUAUAUACCUCAUAAUACCUUAUAAACAAUAUUAUAAGAAAUUAUUAUAUUGUUUUAAGUCUUUUAAACAUUUUUUAAUCAAAUGUGUUACAGAAGUGUUAAAGGGCAUUUCACUGUUUGUGUAAUGCAACUUUCUGUCAAAAGCAAAAAAUAUAUACGGAUUUUAACUUAUCUUUCAAAUUAUUCAUUGUUAAUAAUGAACGUAAAAAAAAUCGUUUUGUAAUGUUGAGACUUCACAAGUUCAGCAAUUUUGUUUGUUUGAUAUUUAAACAAUAUUUAAACAAAUCCUCUAAAAAUGUAUAGGUGUUAUAUAUUUAAUUAUUUGAAUGAUAAAUAUUGUGAAUGGAAGGUUAUUACUUUUAAUAAAAUAAAAAUGAAUUAUAGCUAUGUUUAUAAAGAACAGAUUUGUUAUGUAGAUUUAUUGUAAUGGAAUAAGUGUUAAAUAUAUUUAUAUUUGUUA